Owenia fusiformis is the source of this 961-nucleotide messenger RNA. The record is from the annotation of a GenBank genome assembly. NCBI's taxonomy places the organism in Eukaryota, Metazoa, Annelida, Polychaeta, Sabellida, Oweniidae.
UUAAUAAAUAUGUUAUUAGAUCUAAAUUUGCAACAGUCACAAUCUUUAAAGCCGCUUGGUUUCAUUAUUCAGGUAAGGCCUAAAGCCAACCCCUUUAUCCAAACCUAAUCAAGGAUUGGAAAAGGUCAUAAUGGCCAUGUGAAAAGAUGAUCAUGCAUUUAAGACUAUUUGUAAAGAUAACUAUGCAUUUAAGACUAAGUGUAAAGAUGGUCAUGCAUUUAAGACUAUGUGUAAAGAUAACUAUGCAUUUAAGAAUAAGUGUAAAGAUGAUCAUGUAUUUAAGAAUAAGUGUAAAGAUGAUCAUGCAUUUAAGACUAUUUGUAAAGAUGAUCAUACAUUUAAGACUAUGUGUAAAGAUGAUCAUGCAUUUAAUACUAAGUGUAAAGAUGAUCAUGCAUUUCAGACUAUGUGUAAGGAUGAUCAUGCAUUUAAGACUAAGUGUAAAGAUGAGGAUGCAUUUAAGACUAUGUGUAAAGAUGAUCAUGCAUUUAAGACUAUGUGAAAAGAUGAUCAUGCAUUUCAGACUAUGUGAAAAGAUAAUUAUGACUUUAAGACUAUGUGUAAAGAUAAUUAUGCAAAGACUAAGUAUAAAGAUGAUCAUGCAUUUAAGAUUAUGUGUAAAGAUGAUCAUGCAUUUGAGACUAUAUGUAAAGAUGAUCAUGCAUUUCAGACUAUGUGAAAAGAUGAUCAUGCAUUUAAGACUAUGUGAAAAGAUGAUCAUGCAUUUAAGACUAUGUGAAAAGAUAAUUAUGACUUUAAGACUAUGUGUAAAGAUAAUUAUGCAAAGACUAAGUAUAAAGAUGAUCAUGCAUUUAAGACUAAGUGUAAAGAUGAGGAUGCAUUUAAGACUAUGUGUAAAGAUGAUCAUGCAUUUAAGACUAUGUGAAAAGAUGAUCAUGCAUUUCAGACUAUGUGAAAAGAUAAUUAUGACUUUAAGACUAUGUGUAAAGAUAAUUAUGCA